Messenger RNA from Hyla sarda, 6392 nucleotides. It is a transcript of the gene SEC14L1, whose product is annotated as SEC14 like lipid binding 1. Gene Ontology annotation, cellular component: cytoplasm; cytosol. Lineage: Eukaryota; Metazoa; Chordata; Amphibia; Anura; Hylidae. The transcript is spliced from 19 exons. Gene Ontology annotation, biological process: negative regulation of RIG-I signaling pathway. The record is from RefSeq and is a predicted model, not a curated record. The coding region runs from base 535 to 2916 and encodes 793 amino acids. Gene Ontology annotation, molecular function: RIG-I binding.
UAUACACAUGACUGAGCCGCACCCCAGCUAGCACUCUCUACACCGGACACGUAUAUAGUGCGUCCCUGCUGCACAUAUAACCUCAUUCAUAUAAAUUCACCUGCUACGUCAUUCACGGGGAGGGGCCACUGGCUGCCGAUGGCCUCGCCCACCGCGUGAUGUUUCCGACGUCACAUGACCAAGCCCAAUGAACGGAGGCGUAAGGGGGGCGGAGCGGAAAAUUCUAAUUAUUGACGUCUCACCCUGGCCUUUCGACGCAGGCGCAGUACUGAGGUGUAGGAGGCUGGUGAAGCAGGGCAACGGAGCCCGGCGGGGCGGAAGUCUCAAGCCCGGGCAUAGGGAUACAGCUAUAGUGUGUCAGCGCCGGUGGCCGCAACAAACAGGUGGACGAGGAGAGCACCACUUUCGGGUGAGAUGUGUUACAUGAACCCUGCACCUUCAAGAGCGAUGUGCGAAGCCUCCAUAUAGUCCUGGACUCUGCAUUCCUCUUUAUCUUUAUUUUAGGUUCCUGACGUUCCACAAGACCCAGUCACCAUGGUGCAGAAAUACCAGUCGCCCGUCCGGGUGUAUAAAUACAGCUUUGAGUUAAUUAUGGCUGCCUACCAGCGUCGAUUCCCCACUUGUCAUCUCAUUCCUAUGUUUGUUGGUAGUGAUAUAAUGAGUGAGUUCCUUAGUGAGGAUGGCGCAGUACAUGUGGUAGAGAGACGUUGCAAACUGGAUGUGGAUGCUCCACGACUCCUCAAAAAGAUUGCUGGUGUAGACUAUGUAUACUUUAUCCAGAAAAAUUCCUUAAACAGACGAGACCGCACUCUGCACAUUGAAGCUUACAACGAGACCUUUGCUAGCCGUAUUGUAAUUCAUGAGUAUUGCUGUUACACUGUACAUCCUGAGAAUGAUGACUGGACCUGCUUUGAACAGUCUGCUAGCCUGGACAUCAAAUCAUUCUUUGGUUUUGAGAGCACAGUAGAGAAGAUUGCAAUGAAACAGUACACCAGCAAUAUCAAAAAGGGUAAAGAAAUCAUAGAGUAUUACUUGAAGCAAAUGGAGGAUGAGGGCAUUACACAGCUGCCUCGCUGGACCCCUGCCCCCAAGCAGCUGCAAGAGAGUCCGACAUCUACCUCAACUCAUGCGGUGUCCCCUGCACAAAACAUACCUACCAUGACUUCUGCUGAUGGGCACAGUAGCAGAGAUGGUCCUCCCACAUCAUCCAGCCCUACAGAGGCACUCAGCAGUACUCCAGAUGAUAAGUUGGAUGCAGAUUACAUUAAGCGUUAUUUGGGAGAUCUGACACCGUUGCAGGAGAGCUGCCUCAUACGUCUGCGACAGUGGCUGCAAGAAACUCAUAAGGGCAAAAUUCCCAAAGAUGAGCACAUUCUGAGAUUCCUUCGUGCCCGCGACUUUAAUAUUGAUAAAUCUAGAGAAAUCUUGUGCCAAUCACUCACCUGGCGAAAACAGCAUCAAGUAGACUACCUACUGAGCACAUGGAACCCUCCACAGGUUCUGCAUGAUUAUUAUGCUGGAGGCUGGCACCAUCACGACAAGGAUGGUCGUCCAUUAUACGUUCUAAGGCUGGGACAGAUGGACACAAAAGGUUUGGUCAGAGCCCUUGGUGAAGAGUCCUUACUCAGACAUGUGCUAUCCAUUAAUGAGGAAGGACUGAGGCGAUGUGAAGAAAACACCAAUAUAUUUGGGAGACCCAUCAGCUCCUGGACAUGUUUGGUGGAUUUAGAGGGGCUGAAUAUGAGGCAUUUAUGGCGGCCAGGAGUCAAAGCCUUACUCCGGAUCAUUGAAGUGGUGGAGGCCAACUAUCCAGAGACGCUGGGACGACUCUUGAUAUUGAGGGCUCCUAGAGUAUUUCCAGUCUUGUGGACACUGGUUAGUCCCUUUAUAGAUGAGAAUACUAGAAAGAAAUUCCUUAUUUAUGCUGGCAAUGACUAUCAAGGGCCUGGAGGGUUAAUCGAUUAUAUUGACAAGGAAAUAAUUCCUGAUUUCCUUGGUGGAGAGUGCUUGUGUGAAGUUUCCGAAGGUGGGCUGGUUCCCAAAGCCCUAUACAGGACUCCAGAAGAACUUGAAAGUGAGGACCUUAAAUUGUGGACAGAGACCAUUUACCAGUCAGCCAGUGUCUUUAAGGGGGCACCACACGAGAUAAUGAUUCAGAUAGUAGAUGCCUCUUCUGUAAUCACCUGGGACUUUGAUGUGUGUAAAGGAGACAUUAUUUUUAAUAUCUAUCACUCUAAGAGGGCACCACAGGUUCCCAAAAAAGAUACACUCGGAGCUCAUGGUAUUUCAUCUCCUGUAUGCAACAAUGUGCAAUUGAUUGAUAAGGCCUGGCAACUGGGACGAGAUUACAGCAUGGUAGAGUCUCCACUGACUUGCAAGGAGGGAGAGAGCGUGCAGGGUUCUCAUGUGACCCGCUGGCCGGGUUUCUACAUCCUGCAAUGGAAAUUUCAUGGCAUGCCAGCCUGUGCCACCAGCAGCCUCCCACGUGUGGAUGAUGUACUCGCCUCCUUACAAGUGUCCUCACACAAGUGCAAAGUCAUGUACUACACAGAGAUCAUUGGCUCUGAUGAUUUCAGGGGUUCAAUGACCAGCCUAGAAUCGAGCCAUAGUGGUUUCUCACAACUCAGUGCUGCCACCACCACCUCUAGCCAGUCUCACUCAAGUUCCAUGGUGUCCAGAGAGCCCCUCCCUCUGUCUGACUCCGUGCUCCCCUCUCUCACUCAUCCCCAAGACCUGAAGUCCAGUCCGGAUGGGCUCCUGCGCCUCGCCCCUUCAUUCUGGGGGCAGCACUUUUCCACUCUCUACACCCUCAGACCCCCAGUCUUCCUGCGUUGGCCCCCCUCUUGGCGCCUCCCUUUCAUCCGGGAGGCCGUGGGAACUGCUGCCAUCGAAACAGAGGGCUCGGACUCUACCUGAGGGCACGAAUGACAUUUAAGGGAAUUGCGGGAAGUUAUCGUUCUGGCUUUCAACUCCAUACACUAUUAAUGCAAGGCAAAAACAGUCUUAGAAAUAUUUGAUAUUGCACUGUUGUUGAGGAGUUGGCAUGUACUGCUCACACAACUACUUCACCAUAUCCUCUGAAGUUUAAUGCAGAGCUGUGAUAUUCUUACGCAAUAGGUACACAAUAUCAUUUCCACUGGAGUUUGGAGCAGCAAAUGAAAUUUCAACUUCACUGACCUAUCUGACUGGCAAUUGAGGUGGCUGCUGCAAAGGACCUGAUGUAUACUAUUUUGAGGUUUAUAGAAUGACUUUAUAACUUGCCUUUAUUGGUUCUUAAACAGCCGUUUCUUAGGGUCACUUAGUUCACUUGCAAUGAGAUGUUCAUGUUUUAUUUUUUUUUAAUCAGUGUUUCCAGCUAGACAAGACAAUGAACAUUUUCAUUCACUUGAACAAUAAAAUGUCCUUUGAUAGAUCAUUUACUCCAUGUAGGAAGCUAUUUUUAGGCCUUUCAUAAACUCACUACAUAUGAACUGAGCACCUGCCAUUGGCUGACUGCAUGUGUCGAUAUAAUGUCCUGGGAUAUUACAAUCUGGUUUUUACAGAUCACCAGCUAGGGUGAAACCAUAGGCUUACCAAGCAAGAUUUUAAUAGAUAAGACAUUAUUUACCUUGCACUCCCACAAUGCCCUACAAUGGGGAUGACUGUUUUGGCUGUAUAGUUGGUAGUCAGGUCAUAGUCUUGUUUAGAGGCUUAGAUUGGAUAACAUGUUAAAUUGAUAUGAUAACAUGACAAAUUGACAAGUUUCCUCUCAGUAUUCUGCAGUUUUGAUGGAGCUAAAAGAUUGCCACCACCACUUGAAAACAAAGCUGGUUAGCUACCAAGCAAGUUUAAUCUGGAGACUCUUAACAGCCGGUCAGGUGCAGGAAUAAGAGAUCCCCCUUACCUAUGUGACAAAGCUUUUGCAUCUGUCAUGAUCCUUCUGGUCAUUUUUGUAAGCUUUUUGACAAUUUGCAUUAGUUCAGGUAAAUUUCUGGAGGUCUGGGUCUCUUUUUCUGUGUUGAAAUUUUCUUUCAAACCCAAGUGCCUGCUUUAGUAAUUUGUUUUUCCUAUAAAAUAACAAUUGUGGGGCAUCUUAGUACUUUGUGUUACUACUUCUGGAAAUGAUUUGAGAACUGAGUCGUUACCUGAUUUUGACAGUGUUAGACUAUGUUGUUCCAUGCCCUACUGACAAAUGGCUUGGUAACCCCCAGUGGGGAAUUUACUUGUACAUUUCCUGGAGGAAUAACACAGGACUAGAACAGUACAGAGUUCGAAAAAAAAAAAAAAUGUCUCUGCAUUGUUUUAUAGGAAGUGCUGUAUUUACUAAAGCAGUUGUCAGGAGAGCUGACAGGUCAUCUUUAAAACUGUAUUCUUACUCCCAAAAUCAUGAAUGGCCCUGAUUUACUAACGUCAACCCGACUCUCUCUCGCUCAGGUUGUGCGCUGAAAUUUGUGUCUCAUAGCCCAUGCAACACUUUGUGCGACACAAUUUCCCGACACAAAAUACCCUCAUUCCUUGUUUUUUUUAACCUGUCAAAAUGGGCGGGGUUAGCCAAAAAAGGGGCGUGUUUUUGUUGGAGGAAAACCCCAAUCAGAGUAUGAUGAAAAACUCACAGGAAAACAUGUCAAUUUUGCUUCACCAAAAACAGACCGCUCUGAGCUGUCGGGAAAUUACUCAAAACCGAGUGAAUCCUACCCCCAUCAUGGAACAGGGCCUGAGGGAUUGAUCGCAGUGGGUCUCACUUUUGAGAUCCGAUCAGAAUUUAUUAAGCAGGGGGAGCGGACUGCAUACUCCGCUUCCCAGCCAUGUACAGUGUACUGUUUACUUUCAUUUUUUUAUUCCCCACCGGGAGCCCUGAAUGGCCGGUACUGAGGAGCCAUUCAGGGCUCCCAGUGGGGUUUUCAAAUAGUGGAGAAAGAUAUAAAGAUUCCCUCCCAGCGAUUCUAUAGAUCUUUCCCCACCGCAGCGCUUCUAUUUGAAAACCCCGCUGGGAGCCCUGAUUGGCUCCUCAGUAGCGGCCAUUCAGGGCUCGCGAUGGGAAAUAAGUAAAAGUACACUGUACGUCGCUGGGGAGGAGCAUGCGGCCCACUCCCCUGCUUAAUAACUUCUGAUCGGGUCUCAGAAGUGAGACCCAGUGUGAUCAAUCCCUCAGCCCCUCUACUAUUGCCCCCAACAUGGAACAUACCCUAAUGUAGCGCUAAUGUAGUCUGAAUUUACAGAGACAGAUGGCUGAGUUACUGCAGCCUUUCAACAUGUUACAUUGUGUGCAACUUUUUAAAAUUCUUUUUGACCCAUAAAUCUUAAUAUGUUCUGUGUGUUUGAUUCUCACUUUCCUAUCUUUAAUUGAAUGUUUCUGUAAUCAUCUUUGCAAUACUGCCUGUCAGGACAGAAUACAUUUUGUGCAACAGAUUAGUAAAUCGGGGGAAAAAGAGUAAAAAGAGAGACUCCACAUUAAACACUCGGGUUUUAGUAAAUCAGGGCCAAUGUCUUUAAAUGGCAAUCUAGGGUCAGAAUUAGUCAUGAAGUGUUGACCAAAGGGAAAAUGAAGAUUAAAUAUGUAUGAUUUAUACCCCCAUUUACUAAAGAAACAUAAUCCUAUUAUCCAUCACAUAAUCUAUAUAUCCAUUACUACAUUGUACUGAAAUAAGGCUGAUGGUAAUCAACACUCCAGCCUUGAGAAACAAUGGUGCCAGUUUGCACAGUAGAAAGUCUUAAUGCCAGUUGGGCAUUGGUCUUGAAAGGAUCAAUGCUAUAGGGGUUUUCUAGAGACUGGGUUUGUCUUGCAGUUGUUAGUGUGUGGUUUGUGGGGUGGUUUAAGAUAAUGCACAAAAACAUCAAAUUUUUUUACCAUUGAUGGUCAUAGAACACAAAGUUCCACAUAGCCCUAGGUAUGAAUGUGUUUCUGAAUGACAACUCUUCACCCGCUUUUCUUUCGCCAUUUAUAUUGUGAGGCUGUCCCGAAUAUCCUGGAAAUAAGGGCUUAUUUCUCAGAGGACAGGGCUGUGCCUUGUUCGCUGGAUACUGUGUAGUCCCCUCUACCCCUUUGCACCUUUUAUUCAUUCCACCAGUCAUUAAGUAUUUUACACAAGCUAGGAAUUAAGACUAACAUUUUUAGGGCAUGUUUGGCCUUGGAAAGCUAAGGGUUGCCGACCAUUUCCUGUCAGACAAGCCAUACUAUAAAAUGUGCUUUUAAGAAUUUUAUUCCAUCUUGGCAAUGGUUUUCUUUCUUGUAUUAUACAUAUCACUUGUUUGAAUUCUUCACUCGGAAGGGUGUGAAUGUGCGUGUGUGAUCAUAGUUCAUUGUAAAGACACAACAUGACCUCAGACUCUAUUUUAACAAUUAAUUUAACAUACAGGUAGCUUUUCAAAGCAUUUUUUAAUUGUUAACUGUAUUAAACAUUGAAACUGUAUAA